AUGUCUGCAAGCAAUCCCAUCACGAUACUCCUCCUACACGGUGCAUGGCACGGGCCGUGGUGCUGGAAGGACCAGAUUCCUGAGCUGCAAAAGCUUGGCUAUGCUGUGGAAACGAUUCAUCUCCCUUGCACCCACGGCGCCGCCGGCAAGACGCAAUUUGACGACGCCAACGCGGCGCGCUCUCUUCUGGAGACACUUGUGUCGACAGGCAAGCGCGUGGUAGUUGUGGCGCACUCGUACGCGGGUCCCAUCGGCAGCGCUGCCAUCAUCGGGCUAUCUGAACAAGAGCGGGCGGCCAAGAGCCUGCCCGGCGGCGUGGUCGGCCUGGUUGCUCUCUGCGCGUUCCUGUUCCCCGGCGGCAUGGAUCAGGGCGCGGUCAUCAGGGGACUAGGUGGCUUGCCCUACGUUGUCUGGGACUCGCCGUCGGAGGGCUUGUUCGUGCCAAAGGACUCGCGCAACCUUUUCUUCCCUCCCGAUGUUCCACAGGACCGCAUCGACUGGGCCCUGCCUCAGCUGGUUCCGCAGAGUAUGGCUGCGAAUAUGGGCAUAGUGCCGCCCCAGGUGUGGCAGGAAGAUGCUGGCCACUAUGCUGACAAGCUGGGGUACAUCUUUUGCACCGAUGACACGGCGGUUCCUUUUGAGCAGCAGAAGGCCAUGGUCGAAGGCGCGGGUGGUAAAGACAAGUGGAUAACACGCGAGCUUCAAGGCUCGAGCCACAGCCCAUUCCUCUCACGACCACACGAGGUGGCUUCUGUUGUGCAUGAGAUGGUACAGCAGUUCCACAAGUCGACUACGAGCUAA
Molecule: messenger RNA, 801 nt
Organism: Akanthomyces muscarius
Lineage: Eukaryota; Fungi; Ascomycota; Sordariomycetes; Hypocreales; Cordycipitaceae
Exons: 1
Coding region: 1-801 (266 amino acids)
Source: RefSeq, a predicted model, not a curated record